AAUGCAUGCUGCUGUGUUUCUUAGGAAGGAAAAUUUAUCCCUGUUUGAUUUAAAGUCCGAUGAACCCAAUGCCAAUGAGGUCUGUCAAUUGAAGAAGCAGAGUUGUUACAGAAGAGCAUUAAAUUGGCUAUGGAAGCACACGAUAGGUUCUAAGGUGCCAAUGGAAAUGUCUCUGGGAAGAGCUUCAACUGAGCUCUGGUUGCAGCUUCUAUAGGAAGCUACAGAACUUAUCCAGCAGAUGGUUUAUGAUACAGCUGAGUAUACUUCUCAUAGAUUCCAACAGUUUUUGCAGCAACAUGGAAUUCAUCAUCAGCUCACAAUUCCUUACACACCUCAACAAAAAUGGUGUGAGUGAAAGGAAAAACAGAUCUAUUUUGAAUAUGGCCAGGUGUUUGCUAUUUGAGAAGAACUUGCCCAAGAAUUUUUGGGCUGAAGCAGUUUACACUUCUGUGCAUUUGCAGAACAGAUUGCCAACAAAAGCUAUUGAAGGCAAAACUCCUUUUGAAGCUUGGUCAGGGAACAAACCUGCUGUAGAUCAUUUGAAAGUUUUUGGUUGCAUUUGCUAUGUAUUUAUACUAGAUGAAAAGAGAGGCAAGUUGGAUGAAAGGGCAAAUACUUGUGUUUUUAUUGGUUAUAGCCUACAGUCUAAAGGUUAUAGAGUUUUCAACCUUAAGACUCAAAAGAUUGAAGUUUGUAGAAGUGCUAAGUUUGAUGAAAGUGCAGCAUGGGAUUGGGAAAAAUCCCAAGUUAAAAACUCAGAUCAGGUUGCUAAAUUGAAUGACAAACCAGAACUUGAAGUAGAUUUUGAUGAUGCAGCUAAUGAAUCAGAUUUAAUUGAUGAUGCACCAGUGAGAGGAACUAGAACCCUGGAAGACAUUUAUAGUAGAUGCUAUGUCAAACUGCAUGCCAGGGUAUAUAGAAGUAUGAUUGGCAGCCUUCUAUAUUUAUCUGCACCUGAUAUAAUGCAUGCUGUUAGUUUGCUUUCAAGGUUUAUGCAUUCACCUACUGAAGUUCAUCUCAAGGGUGUUAAAAGAAUAUUCAGAUAUUUGAAGGCAACUGCUGGUUUUGGUGUUUUCUAUCCUAGAGCUGAGAAAAUUAAGUUACUUGGCUUUUGUGACAGUGAUUGGGCAGGGUCUGAGGAUGAUAUGAAAAGCACUACUGGUUUUUGUUUCACUCUCGGAUCAGGUGUUAUAAGCUGGUGUUCUCAAAAGCAAGAUGCACUUGCACAUUCCAUUGCAGAAGCUGAAUAUAUAGCUGCUGCAAUUGCUGUGGAUCAGGCUAUUUGGUUAAGGAAAUUGUUGGUUGAUGUUCAUCAUGCUCAAUCCAAUCCUACUGAAAUGUUGUGUGAUAGCAAAGUUGCAGUUGCUAUUGCUAAAAAUCCAGUCUUUCAUGGAAAGACAAAACAUUUAAAAUUGAAGUAUCAUAUUGUUAGAGUUGCAGAAAAUGAUGGUGAUAUUGUUAUGGUGCACUGUUCCUCUGAAGAAAAUGUUGCUGAUAUUUUCACUAAGGGCUUACAGAAGAUCAGAUUUGAAGCUCCUAGAAACAAGCUUGGCGUUUGCAGCCUGGAUGCCAAGGAGGAGUGUUGAAUGAAGUUCAGAUUUUUGUAGUUUUCGAAGCACUGUGCCAUCACAUGCUGCAACAAUUCAGUGUCUGAUUUUUUUAUGUAAUUUAACCUUUGGUUAGUCUUAUAUGCUUCUGAAUUUAAGAUGUGCUCAAUCUUAUGGUUGUGUGGUUCAAGUUCUCUUUGUAUUUAGACAGGUGAGAGAUUGACUGAGAACUUUGUAAGCAUUGGAAUUUUAUUAUUUGCAAAGAGACUUGAAUGUGUUAAGUUUUUUGCCUAAAUUUGACUUGCCUUAUUUUUUGCAUGUCUACACUAUAGUGAGACAGUGACUGCAAGUAGCAAAGAGAGGAAUUCCAGUUGCCUAUCAAGAUAGUCCUCAAGUGGGCACACAUUGUAAUCAUCCACAAUUUCUAUUUUCUGGGUUGUGACUGUUAUUACUCCUCUCCAUUAAACUGCGAAACUUAAU
Messenger RNA from Rubroshorea leprosula, 2027 nucleotides. NCBI's taxonomy places the organism in Eukaryota, Viridiplantae, Streptophyta, Magnoliopsida, Malvales, Dipterocarpaceae. The record is from the annotation of a GenBank genome assembly.